UAGUUUGAUUGAGUUUGACAACUAAACAAUCUUGCGAUUAGGUACGAGUGAAAAUACUUGAUAUUAUUUUUCUUUCUUGCAUUUUUAAAUAGAAAGCACAAUAACAAACUAUGACUAUAUAUAAUUUAUAUAUAUUCGAUCGAUAUGGCACAUUACUUUACUACGGAGAAUGGAAUAGAUCAAAACAAUCGGGGAUGUCGCGAGAGGAGGAAGGAAAAUUAAUGUAUGGCAUGCUGUUCUCAAUCAAAUCUUUUGUUGCCAAGAUAUCUCCACUGGACCCAAAAGAAGGUUUUAUGCACUACAAAACUUCCAAGUACACUUUGCACUGUCUUGAAACCCCCUCGGGAUUAAAGUUUGUUAUGAACACAGAUAAUCAAGCUCAAGGUGUCAGAGACUUAUUAAAAAAGAUCUAUGGAGAAAUAUAUGUUAAAUAUGCUGUGAGAAAUCCUAUGUGUGGCAUCGGCGAACCUAUUACUAGUGAAUUAUUUAAGAAUAAAUUAGAUGCUUUUAUCAAACAAUCACCAAUACAAUAUGCCCGGGCUUCCUGAUAACUUAUUCCUAAUUUUGUGAAUUGAAUGAAAGCUUCAGAGAUUAUCAAAUUGUAAUAUUAUUAUAUUAACUUAUGUUUAUGGAGCAUGCUAAGUAAAUAAUUGUAUUUAUAUUUUAAGUAUAAGAUAAAAAUAAAUGUAUAUUGUGGCUUA
Spodoptera littoralis (African cotton leafworm) is the source of this 701-nucleotide messenger RNA. The record is from the annotation of a GenBank genome assembly. NCBI's taxonomy places the organism in Eukaryota, Metazoa, Arthropoda, Insecta, Lepidoptera, Noctuidae.